Molecule: messenger RNA, 4832 nt
Organism: Sorex araneus (European shrew)
Lineage: Eukaryota; Metazoa; Chordata; Mammalia; Eulipotyphla; Soricidae
Gene: TACR1
Product: tachykinin receptor 1
Exons: 5
Coding region: 647-1870 (407 amino acids)
Biological process (GO): positive regulation of flagellated sperm motility; G protein-coupled receptor signaling pathway
Cellular component (GO): plasma membrane; sperm midpiece
Molecular function (GO): substance P receptor activity
Source: RefSeq, a predicted model, not a curated record
GGCCGCCGGUGAUAAAAGCUUCCCGCCCAGCCGGCCGAGCUUCUGCCAACUCCGAGCCCGGCGGGACCCGAGCCCAGGGGCGCCCGCCAAGCUGCAGGCGGCGGCGGCAGAGGCAGAGCAGGGGCGGCGACGGCGAGAGCUCGGCAAAGCUCCCUAGCGGAACGCGGGCCCCGAAACCCGGCCCGAGACUCCGAACUUUUACAGGUGGCGCGGACAGGAGCCCCCCCGGGCGGCGUUUGCCGUUCCCCGCUGCAGGCUGCAAAGAGUUGCACGCUGCAGCAGGUGCCGAGCGCCCGGGGUCUCUGUUCCCGAAACCGCCACCCGUGGAAUUUUCCUCCUUCCCAGCCUCGACGCAGAAGACUCGCCGGCUCCAGAUUUCUGAAGUCAGAUGCGCCUAGAAGCUUGGCAGUGGAGGAAUUCGGAAGCACGAGGGGGGCACGACAGGGCAUCUGGACGUGUCUGUCCUGAGCACCGGUCUACGAGGGAGGAGUGGGGUGCAGAAAGAGCCGGCUGCGCUUCGUCUCCGUUAAACAGGAGACCCCCACGCCCCCCACGCCACGCCCCGCCCCAGCAGGCCCCUGCCUCAGGACCUUGCCGCAAAGGGGGUGCGUGAACGCAGAGAAACGCUUCACUACCCAGCAGAGAAAUGGAUGACGUGCUCCCCGUGAACUCAGACCUUCUUCAGAACGUGUCCACCAACACGUCGGAGUCCAACCAAUUUGUCCAGCCUGCCUGGCAAAUUGUCCUCUGGGCGGCUGCCUACACUGUCAUCGUGGUGACCUCCGUGGUGGGCAACGUGGUGGUGAUGUGGAUCAUCUUGGCCCACAAGAGAAUGAGGACAGUGACCAACUAUUUCCUAGUCAACUUGGCCUUCGCAGAGGCCUCCAUGGCAGCGUUCAACACGGUGGUGAACUUCACCUACGCCGUCCACAACGAGUGGUACUACGGCCUGUUCUACUGCAAGUUCCACAACUUCUUCCCCAUCGCUGCUGUCUUCGCGAGCAUCUACUCCAUGACAGCCGUGGCCUUUGAUAGAUACAUGGCCAUCAUCCACCCCCUCCAGCCCCGACUAUCAGCCACAGCCACCAAGGUGGUCAUCUGUGUCAUCUGGGUCCUGGCUCUCCUGCUGGCCUUCCCACAGGGCUACUACUCAACCACAGAGGCCCUGCCCAACAGAGUGGUGUGCAGGAUCGAGUGGCCAGAACAUCCCGACAAGAUUUAUGAGAAAGUGUACCACAUCUGUGUGACCGUGCUGGUCUACGUCCUCCCCCUGCUGGUCAUCGGCUAUGCGUACACCGUUGUGGGAAUCACUCUGUGGGCCAGCGAGAUCCCUGGGGAUUCCUCUGACCGCUACCACGAGCAAGUCUCUGCCAAGCGAAAGGUGGUCAAGAUGAUGAUUGUCGUGGUGUGCACUUUUGCCAUCUGCUGGCUGCCCUUCCACAUCUUCUUCCUCUUGCCCUACAUCAAACCGGACCUCACCUCGGAGAAGUUUAUUCAGCAGGUUUACCUGGCCAUCAUGUGGCUGGCCAUGAGCUCCACGAUGUACAACCCCAUCAUCUACUGCUGCCUGAAUGACAGGUUCCGGGUGGGCUUCAAGCAUGCCUUCCGCUGCUGUCCCUUCAUCAGCGCUGGUGACUAUGAGGGGCUGGAAAUGAAAUCGACAAGAUAUCUCCAGACCCAGGGCAGUGUGUAUAAGGUCAGCCGCCUGGAGACCACUGUCUCCACCGUGGUAGGGACCCAGGAGGAGGAUCAGGAGGAUGGCCCCAAGGCCACACCCUCUUCCCUGGACCUCACCUCCAAUGGAUCUUCUCGCAGCGACUCCAAGACCAUGACAGAGAGCUUGAGUUUCUACUCCAACAUGCUCUCCUAGAUGGUGGAGCUGUCGUCAGGACCAGCCACUCAUCUUUGCCUUGUCUCAUUUCAUGCAUGGGUAGUUCCUUCCUCUGGAAGCCAUCAGAAACACCUUAACAUCAGGGCUUGUGGAAAGAGAUAGGGUGGUUUAGGGAAAAACAUUCCAUCCUGGUCAGAGUUAAAAUCCUGGAUUCUUCCAUGCCUUUGCCACUCCCAAUCCGUGUGACUCAAGGCAAAUCACAAAACCUCUCUGAGCCUAUGAAGUGAGAAGGUUGAGCUAGAGUUUUUCAACAAUUCAUUCUGUGAUUGGAGAAUUAUCUCUGAAUACAGAUGCUCCCUUCAGAACAAAUCAUGCAGUGCAGCAAUGGAUCCAGUUGAUCUGUUUGGGAUCCUUGUCAUAAACUAAACUCAGCCUCAGCCCUGCUCAGUUUAUCUCCCUUCAACUGCUGGUCCACAUGACAUCACCCUUCACUUCAUGGGGGAACAACCAAAGGAAUCCAUUGAAAUUUGAAUGAUUUAACCCAGUCUUUGAAGCAUACAUGGAAAAGAGAUAUAAUUCUGCCUUCUUUAACAUCUCAUUACUUCAGCGUGUUUAAUUAUGAGACUAAAAGUCUUGGGUUCAUUUGUGUUACUCCCCCAGAACUAUUCUAAGUAAACCAAUGGAAGCAGGAUAUAUCCAUCCACUGCUACCAGCUAGUGGCUGCAUAGACAAAAAGUCAGGAGACCUGAUUCAUACUUAACCUGUCUGAGUCUCUUUCCUUAUUUAGAAACAGCAUGGGGUUGAACUGCAUCUUGUAGGUGUGUUCCAUCUGAUUUUAAUGUUCAAUGGUUCAAUGAUUGUAUGAGUUUCUUGUUAUUACACACACACAGACACACACACAGACACACGCACGCACACACGCACGCACACACUGGUGAUGAGAUCAGGGCUAGAGAGAUAGCUUAAAUAGACUGGUGGUUUCUGGGCUAAAGAGAUAGUCCAAAGGGCUAGUUUACACACUUUGUAUGUGAGAGGCCCAAGUUCGCUCUCUGGCAAUAUAUGGUUCCCCAAGCACUGCCAGGAGCUAUCCAGGCACCAAUAUGGAAUUAUUCCUUGAGAACCACCAAGUGUGACCCCUGACCCCCCCAAGAAGAAAAUUUGUUUCAGAAAGAAUAGGAGAACAAGAAUAGUGACUUAAUAUCCAGCUCCUCAGAUCAUGUGUUAAUAUCCAUAUUAACCAUUCUCUAAUUUAUUCUAAAACUGUGGGAACCUUCUUUCUCCUGGAAGACUCCAGACUUUUUACAGAGCAGAGGGCUUUUGGACUUUGUAUCAAAAUCUGCAUCUGUGCAUCAGGCAUCUCAUCUGGUGCCCACAGCUGAAAUGCCAGCAGGGCUGGCAAGCAAAUGCAAUCUUGAGGUUUCUUAGAGUGGAUACCAGCCAGUCUUGGCUUUGUACAAGCAGAAGGUAUGUGCUCAGGUGCCUUGGAAGGGAGAAACACUUAUGAGAAUCAGUUUCACAGGCUUCUUCCUUUUGGCUCUCCAGCUCUCCUCUUCCCCAGCUCUGCUGGCCUCCUGGCUGUAAGAGGGGCGAUGACACACCAACCUUGCAGGAUCUUCUACCAAGGGCCAUGAACUUAAAGCUUUCUGUCCCAACACCACCUUGGGAUUUCCAGCGGCUGAGCAUGCCAUCUACUUCUGUCUCCUAGAUCAACAGCAAGCACAAGACUCCAUAAUAUACGUGAACGUCCUCCUUGUGCUCUGAAGAAUGAAUGUGCAUGUUCUGCAUCUUUACUGUGGAGCAAGAAAAAUGCUUCCCACCAGUGGUACAGUCUCUACCACUCUAACCUGAUCAGGAUUUUGAGAAGCCGAGUGAAGUUACAUAGCAACAGUGUAAACCCAAAAGAUCUAAGAGUCAGAGGCCAGAGAAUUUUAGUACAGUGGGUAAGGUGCUUGCCUUGCACAUGGCCAACCCAGAUUUGAUUCUUGGCACCCCAUGUGGUUCCCAGACCCCCAAAAGGAGUGAUCCCUUAGCCCUGAACACUACCAGGUAAAGCCAAAAACAAAUAUAUACAUAUAUAUUCAAGAACCAUAUUCUUCAAAAUAGCAUGGGAAGGCUUUAGUAAAUUAAGUGAAGUUGGCUUGUUGCAGAUAUAUUAAUGAAAGAUAUAAACUCGGGUUGACACAAUUCAGGGCCUAAAGUAUUAUCACAGUGCCAGUGAAGAACUGAGCCAUGCAGAGAUGAUUUAGUUCAGAGGAAUAUAAAGAAGCAGCAUAAUGAUGAUAAAUACCUAAGAAGAAAGCACUAAGGCAUUGGAGAUAUGUUCUCUGUGGAAGGGGUAAGAGCUGGAUUCAACACCCACUCUGCACUUGGCCCUGAGUUCCCUCACUAACGGAUAUGUCAUUUCUCCCACUCUUGAGGAGCCUGCCAGUCUGGCCACUGAUAAUUCAUUUUUACCACCUGGGUAGGAAAGUAGCUGAAAGGAAGAUUCACCAGGGAAUUCUAAAGACUUACAUUCUACAUGGCAAUUAAGCCAGACUGAAACUUUAUAGAGUGACUCUGAGGUCACUCCAUCAGUCCGUGUAGGAAAAUAGAAGGGAUGCAGUUUGACAGCACCAUCACCACAUCUGAAAAGUAGACAUGGGGCCACCUAUGAGGUUUAAAAUAUGGCAGAACAUCCCCUCUGAGAGAACUCAGCAAGCUGUCCUUUGACCUGACUCCUAGGACCUACCUAACUUAUAAAAAUACUGUCAGAUCCUAUACGUGAUAAAUGCUGUGAUUUGCACUGUGCAUGGGUCUCAUUUUAUAGAGCGUGUCACCCUGUGUUAAUCUCCUGGCAGUUUUUUAUUUCAGUAGUAAUAGAAUGUAAGAUAUCAUGGAGCCAUCUCUGUUAUGUUCCUCAAAAAUGUGGGUCCAGUUGCUGGCCCCUGCAUUGUGCCAAUCUCCUCUUCCUCGUGUUCCCAGAAGUAAGUGGAUGUAUAUCGUGGAUUCACAUCAGAUCAUA